Molecule: messenger RNA, 546 nt
Organism: Cyclospora cayetanensis
Lineage: Eukaryota; Apicomplexa; Conoidasida; Eucoccidiorida; Eimeriidae
Product: actin, alpha skeletal muscle-like
Exons: 4
Coding region: 1-546 (181 amino acids)
Source: RefSeq, a predicted model, not a curated record
AUGGAUCCCUACGAAUGGAGCGGCGAUGAUUUCGGAGAGGGUGCUGAAGACGACCCUAAGAUCGGUGGCACUGUACCCCUCGUGCUCCACUUGGGGAGUCGCUUCGUGCGAGUCGGCUUUGCAGGCCUUCCCGUGCCGCACAUGGUAGUUCAAGCACCCUUUCUGCACGCGGAUGGACCCGCGAAACUCCCUGUUUUACCUGCGGCGGGGGCAGUUCAAUGCGCACAAGCCGACACCGGCGCUGCAACACCAGACAAAGUCGCGCCAACAGCUCCAGCGGAGGCUGAAGGCGCCUUGUCUCCCCCGCAGCAACAAGACCUCGCAAUUUGGCUAAGCGACAUCUUAAAAGGCUGUGCUGCCAGAUCGCCUUACGAGAAACCCGUGCUGCUCCUGGAGGGAGUCCUCACUCCCCCCUAUCUCAAGCACAAAGUCACGGAGCUUCUUCUUAACUACUUCCAGGUGCCUGGCGUAUCCUUUCUCUCCGACUUGGUUGCGCCUCUAUACACCUGCGGAGUUGACACAGGCCUUGUCGUGGAUAUCGGCUAA